AGAGAGAGAUCUACCUAGGAAAAAGAAAAGGGAAGGGUGAAAUGAAAUUUAUAGUCCUUGUAGUUUCUCCAAUUUUUCACCUUGGUCCAUGUAGUUCCAAUGUUCUCAAUUAAGGGCCUCUGGUUUAAUCAAGUUUGCAAUCAACUCUAAUUCGUUAAGUCUGUCAAAUGAGUUGACCGAAAGAUGAUGGAAGUGUUUUCUGCCUGACCCAAAUUGUCUAUGUUAUCCCUGCAAGUGCUAAGUAUGUAUUGCUUGCGUUAUCUUUUCAUCCUUGACAAAUUUAAUGCAUUGUUGUUGAUUUCCAUUUUAAGUAAACUAAUGUCUUUAUUGCCAAAAUUGAAACUACAUGGAACAAAGUAGAAAUCAAGAAUACUAUGAGAAUUAUGCAUGUUAUUUGGCCAAAAAGAAAAACCAGCAGUAACCGUCCAUUACUGUCUCCAAUGCAUCUUUUACUUUACUGUUUUUCAUAAAAAAUAUUCUUCUGCUUAGUAACGUACAUACUUUUGUCAAAGGUCCGCGACUUUUAUUGAUACAGAAUACUUUCCUAAUUGACGUGUCAGAGUCUUAUCUUUAUAAGUCAUAGCUAAUUCAUAUUUAGUAAUUGGGAUUCUCUACUCAUUAAGAGGCUAUCUGGGCUUUGCCAAAAUCUUUCCCAUUUAUUAUUUUACCUAUCCCAGUCCUCUCAACUGUGAACGAGUGCAUUCAAGGCUAGAGAUAUUAUGCAUUUGUCAAGUUUUGUAUGGUUCAGGAUAGGGAUGUCAAACGAAAAUGACUAGAGUCUUUGAUUUGUCCAAAUCAAGCGUUGCCAUUACAGGUACGCCCUUGAACUUACAUGGACUGCGAUGCAUUGUAUUGUACAUCUUCUUAAUUAUCGUAUCUGGCAUGCUUUGUGGCCAUAUCAAGUUAGAUGUGAAUUGUUAGAAGCGCUCUCUCUCUCUCUCUCUCUCUCUCUCUCUCUCUCUCUCUCUCUCUCUCUCUCAAGCUAAAGGUUAAAAGGAUAGAAGUAAGGCUGUGUAAGAUUUUAUCCUUUACUCCAGUUGUUCUUCCGAUACUUUACCUCCAAUUCUCAAAGAUAACCAAAUAACUUUCUGUUCUUCAACGAGUGAUCCCAUCUAUGGACGGCCAACAAGACAAUGCUAUUCAACCAUUUGAUGAAGCAUGGUUUGAUGUGGCUAAUCCAUGUGGGAAAGAAUUUGAACUGCCAAAUGCCUCUUCUCCUAUCCACCCACGAUGGAGUGACAACAGCAACAACUUGGUUUUCUUGCAAGACCAACAGCUUCAUACUCCAGAUAUACUUGAACAUUCUUAUGAACUGGAGACAAUCAGAUCUUCUUGUGCUGGAAAUCAAGUGGAUUCUUGUCCAAUCAGGGAAAUGGGGACUUCAAUAGCCAACUUUGUUCCAAUAGUCAAUCCACAAGAAGGUACUUCCAUAGGUAACCAUAAGGUCCACUUUCCUAGAUCAACUGGUGUACUUAAAUCUGAAUUUGAGGGUGUCUUUCCUGAGGUAAAUCAACAUGUUUAUGCGCCCACCUCUGCUAGCUAUUCUUGGAAGGGAGUAGAUAUUAAUUUCCCUUUAAGAAAUCAAGAGUCUCAUGCCGUUAACUCUACCAAUUCACCAUCCAUUAGUUCAACCGAGUCCUUGUGUUUGAAAAACAAUCCAACCCAUGCUCCCAGAUUUCCUAAUACAUCUCUGUUUGGCUCAGGUGUCUACAUCCCUCCUAAUAAACAAUUAACUCACUUCUGUACUUCAUCAAAUGCAUUUCGAUUAAAUUCAGAUGAUUACAUCAUCAAUGAUCAUGUCUGCUCGGGAUUCCACUUUACUAUCCUCGGUCUAAUUUCUAGCUCUGGAUCCUCAUCUUCUUUUGGAUCAAGUGGCUGUCGUCCUGUGAGAAACCAGGAAAUCAGAUCUUCUAGCUUCACUGGUUCACCAUCCUUACAAAAUGGCUUGUCUGUUCAGUCGAAUCAAGUGGCUUACAAAUUUGGGGGUAGUGCAAAUGGGGACAUAAAUCAUGGUCCAAGCCACCUUCAGGCUGUUAGCCAUGGUACAGGAAUUACAUCAAAUGUGCCCGUCCCAGUGGAAAACCAAGUAGAAACAUCAACCCGAGCUCCUCAGUCUAAUUGUCACGGUUCAGAAAAGAACCGAACCUUUGGUCCUAGCUCAUCGAAGAAUGGUCGUUGUGAUGUAAAAUACACAUGCAAGAUCUGUAAGAGAGAAUUCCCUAAUUAUAAUUUCUUAGGAGGGCAUAUGAGUUUUCAUGCAAAGAUGAAAAAGGCGAAGAGAAAAUUGGACAGCUAAGAAGAUACCUCGCACAUAAACUCCUUUGGGUCAAGUAAUGUAUCAAGGGCCAUGAAGAUUAACAUUCAGGAAAGUGACUCCUAAAAUAAGGUGAAACAGGGAUUACAGCUAAGAAGAUGCCUCUCACAUAAACUCCUUUGGGUCAAGUAAUGUAUCAAGGGCCAUGAAGAUUAACAUUCAGGAAAGUGACUCCUAAAAUAAGGUGAAACAGGGAUUACAGCUAAGAAGAUGCCUCUCACAUAAACUCCUUUGGGUCAAGUAAUGUAUCAAGGGCCAUGAAGAUUAACAUUCAGGAAAGUGACUCCUAAAAUAAGGUGAAACAGGGAUUACAGCUAAGAAGAUGCCUCUCACAUAAACUCCUUUGGGUCAAGUAAUGUAUCAAGGGCCAUGAAGAUUAACAUUCAGGAAAGUGACUCCUAAAAUAAGGUGAAACAGGGAUUACAGCUAAGAAGAUGCCUCUCACAUAAACUCCUUUGGGUCAAGUAAUGUAUCAAGGGCCAUGAAGAUUAACAUUCAGGAAAGUGACUCCUAAAAUAAGGUGAAACAGGGAUUAUUAUUCCCCUCCAGAGAAGAAUUUUAGGGCGAAACAUUCCCCUUCUGUAUGAGAUUGUGAAAAAUGGAUGUGACCACACAAGAGAUUAAGGGAAGAAACGUCCUCACCAAAGGAUAUUGUGGAGACUAUGCAAAAUUUCAAAAGAACUGUCUUCGCCUAGGAUUGAGCAUAAGGGAGGCCUGACAACAUUUUAUCCCCGCCGGCA
Prunus avium (sweet cherry) is the source of this 3054-nucleotide messenger RNA. Lineage: Eukaryota; Viridiplantae; Streptophyta; Magnoliopsida; Rosales; Rosaceae. The record is from RefSeq and is a predicted model, not a curated record.